Messenger RNA from Protopolystoma xenopodis, 105 nucleotides. NCBI's taxonomy places the organism in Eukaryota, Metazoa, Platyhelminthes, Monogenea, Polystomatidea, Polystomatidae. The record is from the annotation of a GenBank genome assembly.
AUGUCCGUCACAGGUCGGAUUAAAGGUCAGUACGGAGCCAUUGGAGUCGUAAGACAGCGAGCCGAGAUCUUCUUCGCACAAUUCAACAAACAAUGUCCAAGGUAA